Molecule: messenger RNA, 2011 nt
Organism: Cynara cardunculus var. scolymus (artichoke)
Lineage: Eukaryota; Viridiplantae; Streptophyta; Magnoliopsida; Asterales; Asteraceae
Product: asparagine--tRNA ligase, cytoplasmic 2
Exons: 8
Coding region: 1-1884 (627 amino acids)
Biological process (GO): asparaginyl-tRNA aminoacylation
Cellular component (GO): mitochondrion
Molecular function (GO): asparagine-tRNA ligase activity; ATP binding
Source: RefSeq, a predicted model, not a curated record
AUGGCCUCUGAUCACCAACCGUUUGAUCAAAUGCCAGUAGUUCUUUCAAAGUAUUCCAAAAGGGUGCUUUUGAAAACGAUACUGGAUCGUGCAGAUGGAGGUUUGGGGUUGGUUGAGCAGCGAGUUGUGGUUGGAGGAUGGGUUAAGUCUUCAAGAGAAAUGAGGAAAAAUCCGCCUCCUCCUCCCACCACCACGCAGCCGCCAGUGGGCGGGGGUGGUGGUGAUGCCAAGGAGGAUGCUGGAGGUAAAGAUGUGAAAUGUGUUGAGGUUUUUCAAUCGCGGAUUCCUUUCCUUCGAACGAUUAUAAAAGUCUUUGGCGGAAAUACUGCUCAUACCAAGGAAAAACUGGAAUCGAUCGUGCCAAAACCACAACCUCCUAUGAUCUCAUUUUUGCAAAUUAGUGAUGGUUCUUCUGUGACCAGCCUUCAGAUCAUGGUGGAUUCUUCCAUAGCUCCUCCAAGCCUGCUCAUGCCUACUGGAACUUGUAUACUAGCUGAGGGCAUUUUGCAGAAGUCUUCAUUGCAGGGGAAACGCAUUAUGGAGCUCAAAGCUGAGAAAUUGUUGCAUAUUGGGAUAGUUGAUCAGGACCGGUAUCCUUUGUCAAAGAAAAGUUUACCCCUGGCUAGCUUGAGACACUGUGCUCACUUUAGACCUCGAACAACUACCGUGGCAUCGAUUAUGAGGGUACGUAAUGUGUUGACUCAGGCCAGUCAUGCCUUCUUUCAAAACCAAGGUUUUGUUCAUGUGGAAGUUCCCAUUUUAACUGCCAUGGAUACCGAUGGAUUUUCUGAGAAAUUCCAAGUUUCAACUUCAAGCGUUUCCGCUAAAGAACCGAAAAGGGAAGAGCCCGUUUCAAUGGACGACACAGCGAAUGUUAGCCUCGAGACCAUAAAGCUUUCGAUUGUUGAGAAAAGCAAGAAAGUUGAAGAGCUUAAAAGAAGUGAUAGCAACAAAGAAGCACUUGCUGCAGCUGUUCAUGAUCUUCAGAAAACAAAUGCAUUGGCUGCAGAACUAGAAGCAAGAUCGAAAUCGAAAUCAAAACCGAAACCGAAAUCAAAAUCAAAAUCAAAGUCUUCCGAGUUCUUUUCUAACGAAGCUUUUCUUGCUAGCUCCGGAACUCUUCAUCUGGAGAGUUGUGCAUCGGCUCUUGGAAAUGUUUAUGCAUUCGGACCCCGUUUUCAAGCAGAUAAAUCAGAAUCCAAGAAAUCUUUAGCGGAAAGUUGGAUGAUUGAAACCGAGAUAGCAUUCUCAGAACUUGAGGAUGUGAUGAGUUGUGCUGAAGACUUUCUGAAGUUCGUAUUCGAUUAUGCUUCGGAAAACUGUUACGAAAAUCUUUACUUUCUUUCGAAAAGAGUUGACAAAACCAUUAUCGAUCGCCUUCGAUCAAUGGCAUCGACACCAUUUGAAAAGAUUUCUUACACAACAGCAGUAGAAGUUUUAGACAAGGUUGUAGACAAAACCUUUGAAACCAAGAUCCGAUGGGGUGUGGCUUUGACCGAAGAACACGAAAGUUAUUUGGUCAAUGAGUUCUAUAAGAAGCCGGUUAUUAUCUAUGAUCAUCCUAAAGAACUAAAGCCAUUCCAUGUGCGUUUAAAUGAUGAUGGGAAGACGGUUGCAGCCUUCGAUGUGAUUGUACCAAAGGUCGGAGUUCUGAUCCAGGGCAGCCAGAAGGAGGAACGGUCGAACCAUUUAAGUAACAGGAUCAACGAACUUGGAUUGCAAAAAGAACAAUAUGAAUGGUAUUUAGAUCUUCGCAAGCAGGGAACCGUGAAGCACUCGGGGUUCAGCGUUACAUUUGAUGUUAUGGUUCUUUUUGCCACCGGUCUCAACGAUAUCCAAGAUGCAGUCCCCUUCCCCCGUAAUCAUGGAAAACUCCAUAACUAAUCAAGUUCGAAGAUUACAAUCAUUUGGAAUCAUGUUCAUGAAACUGCAUUCCUGAAUCUUUUAUGUUUAUAACAAAUACUUGUAAAAAGUUUAGUGUGAAAUAAAAUUAUGGUAUCAUUUGUUUGCU